Molecule: messenger RNA, 1958 nt
Organism: Mauremys mutica (yellowpond turtle)
Lineage: Eukaryota; Metazoa; Chordata; Testudines; Geoemydidae
Gene: KCNIP4
Product: potassium voltage-gated channel interacting protein 4
Exons: 8
Coding region: 30-680 (216 amino acids)
Biological process (GO): regulation of potassium ion transmembrane transport
Cellular component (GO): voltage-gated potassium channel complex
Molecular function (GO): potassium channel regulator activity; calcium ion binding
Source: RefSeq, a predicted model, not a curated record
ACUUAGGCGAGCCCACCACCCCUCUCAGCAUGAACGCGAGGAGAGUGGAGAGCAUCUCGGCGCAGCUGGAGGAGGCCAGCUCUACAGGCGACAGUGUAGAAGAUGAAAUGGAAAUAGCCACCGUGCGGCAUCGGCCUGAGGCUCUUGAACUGCUGGAAGCACAGAGCAAAUUCACAAAGAAGGAACUUCAGAUUCUGUAUAGAGGAUUCAAGAAUGAGUGUCCCAGUGGGAUUGUUAAUGAAGAGACCUUCAAAGAGAUUUAUUCUCAGUUCUUUCCACAGGGAGAUUCUACAACCUAUGCACAUUUUCUCUUUAAUGCAUUUGACACUGAUCACAAUGGAUCUGUGAGUUUUGAGGACUUCAUUAUGGGUCUCUCAAUUUUACUCCGAGGGACAGUACAAGAAAAACUCAACUGGGCUUUUAAUUUGUAUGAUAUAAAUAAGGAUGGAUACAUAACUAAAGAGGAAAUGCUUGAUAUUAUGAAAGCUAUAUAUGAUAUGAUGGGAAAAUGCACUUAUCCUGUUCUCAAAGAGGACGCCCCUAGACAACAUGUGGAAACAUUUUUCCAGAAAAUGGACAAGAAUAAAGAUGGGGUAGUUACCAUAGAUGAAUUCAUUGAAAGCUGCCAAAAAGAUGAAAACAUAAUGCGUUCCAUGCAGCUCUUUGAAAAUGUGAUUUAACAAUGUGGUUUACUCUGCAAUUAAUGGACAAAUGUGAACUAUUCUGCAACAUUACUUAAAGCUGGAUUUGCCACAUUUAUCAUAUGUAGGAUUGCUCAGCUUUACACUGAGACACGUAUUCUGCUAAUAAGUUUUGUUUUAUUAUAAAGCAUUCCUCUCAAAAAUGAUUUCCCAAAGGUUAGGAUGUAAUAAUUUGUCCUUUAUCCAAUGGGAUAUUCUAAAAAUAUUAGGUUUUACCCCACAACUCCCAAAAAUAGCAUAGCAUCUGCCAUUAUACAGCUUUAUUACCAUUCCAACCCCUAGAUAAAAGAGGCUUUAACACAAAGAGGUCAGAAAUAGCUGUUUUUGAUACUUGUUUGUAUUGGAUUCAGCCCCAGGAUUUUAAGUGUCAACCUCUGUUUUACAGAGAAAUCACCCUGUAUUGUGUAAUACUCAUUUUUACAUAAUACUUUGAGUAAAGAUUGGUACAGUUGAUGAGCAAUACAUAUCUCCUGCAACAACAUCCAAAUUUUAUUUGGCUUUCUUUCCUCUUUUACUGAAGCCCACCUAAUUUACAUAAGAGGAAGAAAUAUUUUUUAUAAUAAAAAAUGUAAUGACUCAGAUAGACAUGUACCACUGAUAGGUAUUAAACAGAUCAUCCUUACCUAAUAAAUCUGCAUUUAUGAAUUUUUCAUGAAAUGAGUACCUGAAGUCCUAUAUAUUUUAUGUGCAAUUCGAGUUGGACUGUCAGUAAAGUUUUCUGCUCAAAAUUAAGGACCUGAAAAGAUUUUGAGUUCAAAUUUCUUUGUGAAGAAAAUCUAAGUUUACCAUCAUUUCCAGAAGUACGUGUCUUACCGGUUUUAAUGAGGAAAAAAGGAGAUAAUGGUCUUUUGAAGCUUCCAUCUCACUUCAGUGCUCAGAAUGCAGUAAUAUCUAGACAGUCUAAUAUCUGUUUCAGUGGUCUGUUUACUAUGAAAAGGGAGUGAAAAAGAAGCAGAAACUUUAGCUAUUCAUCAGUGUUGUUUAUAAGCAGUACUACUAUUACAUUUUUGAGGAACAUUAAUUCUACCAAAGUAGGAACAGCUUUAAUUCUGGACCUAGAAAAACAUACGUACACACACUUGAAAGAUUAAAAUGGAUUAUCUUUCCCCCAUUACAAUUAAGAAAUAAAAAUUACUACAUUAUUGUUUUCAGUGAUUUCAGGCCAAUAUUUUGAAAUGCUACUGAAGAUAUGCCAAUCUUUAUUGUGACAUUUCUGCACAAAAGCUGUGAAGAGGCUACUGGAGUAGAAAGAAUGCU